Agrilus planipennis (emerald ash borer) is the source of this 3894-nucleotide messenger RNA. Its product is annotated as putative ATP-dependent RNA helicase DHX30. The record is from RefSeq and is a predicted model, not a curated record. The coding region runs from base 101 to 3556 and encodes 1151 amino acids. Gene Ontology annotation, cellular component: nucleus; intracellular anatomical structure; cytoplasm. NCBI's taxonomy places the organism in Eukaryota, Metazoa, Arthropoda, Insecta, Coleoptera, Buprestidae. The transcript is spliced from 8 exons. Gene Ontology annotation, molecular function: G-quadruplex RNA binding; DNA helicase activity; ATP binding.
UUAUAUUUUUGUCCAAAGCUUUAAUAAAUGUGCGUUUUUUUAGUUAUAUAAAUCCCUUAUCGGGUCGACUUAAGAAAUCUUAGAACAUUUGAUAUAAAAAAUGUGGUGCAAAAAACUGUUAGCUAGUUCAGAAAGAACUUCUUAUCAUCAUCAGAUCUUUGUGAAAUUGUAUCAUUUUAACACAAAGUUUUCUAUUCCUUUUCGAUGUUUUAAAGCAGAUAGUAAUUAUUUAUUUGGUAUUAAAAAAGUUAAAAAUUCAAGAAUGACAGAGGCUGAUAAAGGAAGAGAAAUAUAUAAAAGGUUAAUGGAUAUUAAAAGAAAUAAUGCCAAUUCAUUAAUUAAAAUUUCAACAAAAAAUGUGAAUCAAAGCAGUAAGAAAUUAAAGGUAGUAUCAACAGAAAAAACAUUAUAUGGAGAUGCUGUUAGUAAAUAUUGCCGUAAUUGUUCUAAUAAUUUAAACAAAUUCUCAAAUAAAAAGAUAUCACGAAGCAAUUCUUAUCCUGAUUUUCCUAGCAAGAAAUUAAAAGCAUUGGGAGUUAAUUUUUCAGUGACAUUUAAGAAUUCAUUAUUUAAAUCAAUUUGUGCAAGUAAAGUGCAGUAUCAGACUAGUUUUGCUUCUUUCGCUACUUAUAAUGCUGAUGCUUUAAAGUCUAAUAACAAAUCCAUCAACGUACCUGAAAAUGUGGAAUUGUCUGAAGAAAAUUUACAAAAUUCAAAUAAACCUGGAAAUGUCCAAAAUUCAAAUAACCUCGAAGUGCCAGAAGUUAAUAAGGCAGUAUUUUUAAAAGUACCCAAAAAUGUAUUACAUAAUUAUUAUACUAUUAUUUCAAAUGAAUUUGGUGAUAAGUCCUUAACAGUAGCUCCUCAAUAUAAGAAGGUAAAGGGUUUAAAAAAAGGAAAUAGCUUAUGGAGCUGCAGUUAUAAUAUCAAAUGGCCUAUCUCAAUGAGUUUUUCACACGUAGCUGCAACAAAACAAGAAGCUUCAACAAAAGCUGCACUUGCAGUGCUUAUGUGGUUGAUAUCUAAUAAAAAGAUUGAUAACCGUGGAUUUCCUGUGACAUAUGACGAAGAGAAGAUAAAGUCAACAACUAAAAAUAUACCUUUAUUAACGCUGGACAAGCAUAUAGAAUAUAAAUUUGAAGAAAUGAAAAAUAUAUUUGAACAAAAACUGAAAGCUUAUGUUGGAGAUAAUGAGAUAAAUAAUUAUUCUUAUAGCGAUUUUGUAAACGUAAAUAAGGAAUGGCCUGAAUAUAGACAAGCAACAUUAUCAGCAUACAGUGAUUUGAAUUCUUUUAUUAUCAGAGAUCGUGUAAAAUUGCCAAUAUCUGAAUUUCGACAAGAGAUUCUAGAAAAAUUAAGGAAUAAUCGAGCCAUAAUACUUAAAGGUGAGCCAGGCUGUGGAAAAAGUACCAGAGUGCCUCAGUAUAUUCUAGAGCAAUGGGCUUCCAACGGAAUUCAUUCAGAGCCUUGCAGGGUUAUAGUAACUCAACCAAGAAGAAUUGCUGCAGUUUCAUUGGCAGAUAGAGUAGCAACAGAGAGAAACGAACCGGUGGGGAGAGUUAUCGGAUAUCAAGUACGUUUCGAUUCCAAAUUUAGCUACAGCACCGGUCGUGUGAUGUAUUGUACAUCAGGAAUUCUUUUGAGGCAUUUACAGUCUGAUUCAAAAUUGUCAGAUUGUACUCAUGUAAUUUUGGAUGAAGCUCAUGAGAGAGACGUGAAUGUUGAUUUGUUAAUGAAUUUAUUGAAGAAAGCAUUAACUCUAAAUGAUAAUUUAAAAGUUAUAAUAAUGAGCGCAACCAUUGACACAAAGCUUUUUCAAAAUUAUUUUGAUAACGCUCCCGUUUUAAAAAUACCAGGUUUCACGUAUCCUGUUAAAGAAUACUUUAUAGAGGAAAACUCCCCACAUUUUUCAAAGACUUUGAAAUCUUGUACUAGUGACAGCCCUUCGGUAGUUUGCGAAGAAGUUGCGGAACUUAUAGAAAGAAUUAACGAAAAGAAACCUGAAGGCGCAAUUUUAUGUUUUCUGCCUGGAUGGGAAGAAAUCAGUAAAAUCAGAAAACUUCUGCAGAAUAACACUAGUAUGAGCGUUAUUUGUUUGCACUCAAGAAUAAACAUUUCAGACCAAAAGAAAGUGUUUUCGCAUCCUCCUCCUGGAAUCAGAAAAGUUAUUUUAAGUACAAACAUCGCAGAAACUUCAGUUACUGUUAACGACGUAGUUUAUGUGAUAGAUACCGGAAUUCACAAAGAGCAGUUUUAUGAUUCAAAUAAAGGGAUGUACUGUUUGGGAAACCAUUGGAUUUCGCAAUCAAGUAUGAGGCAACGCAAGGGAAGAGCUGGCCGAGUACAACCUGGAGAAAGUUACCAUUUAUAUCCUUAUAGUAUUUACGAAAAGUUUCAAAAGUUCUCUGUACCCGAAAUUUUAAGAACAUGCCUAACAAAAAUCGUUCUUGAUAGUAAAGUUGUAAGUAGCAAUAUGAAUGCUGUAGAGUUUCUAAGUAAACUUCCAACACCACCCGAUUUAAAUGCCACGGAAAGAGCCGUAAUGGAAUUAAAAGAGUUAGAAUUAUUAGAUGAAAACGAGAAUUUAACGCCGCUGGGGCGUGUUUUGUCCGAGUUUCAAUUGGAUCCUAAACUGUCCAAAGCAAUGGUUAAUGCUUUAAUUUACAAAUGCGUAACUCCCAUCGUUGAUAUAGUCACAAUAUUUUCUGCAGAAUCAGAAUUAUUUUCAAAGGGAUUAACUGAUAAAAACACCGUAAAAAAGACAAAAGAGAAAUAUUCUCAACAUAGCGAUCAUUUAGCUCUUAUGAGACUUUUUGAAGUAUGGCUUAGUCAUUAUGAAAAGGGUCACUUCAGGACAUCAAAACAAUUUGCAGAAUCUCAUGGUUUGAUGGAUUCAAAGUUUCAGACUAUUGAAAAGCUACGUAAAGUCCAUUUUCAAUACCUUCAGAAAGGUGUUCAUAGGGUGCUUCCUAUUUCUGAUGAUUUCUCUGACAACGAUGGACUCGUCCUUGGUGUACUUUUAUCAGGAGUAGGAACAAUUUUACAGCAUCGCAACUGGGACAUUAUAAAGGGCCGUCUUAAGAAAACAAAAUGUUUUCUCACUGCAGAGAAUUCACAAAAGGCAACUAUAACUUCUGAAAGUGUAAAUUUUAAAAAGUCACAUCUACCUUCCGACUAUUUUCUAUAUUUAAAUGAAACCUUAUCCAAUGUAAGACGUACAGUCCUUAUAAGAGAGACCAGUAUUAUUUCUCCUUUGACGGUUUUGUUAUUUAGAAAUAAACCCCUAUUGAUAGAAGAACUGCCUAAACAAAAUGGGGAAGGAAACAUGGAAUCAGACCAAGUCUUUUUGAAAUUGUCUGAUACUAAAAUUAAAUUUAUAUGUAAAAGAAGCCAAGCGAUGUUGAUAAAAGAUUGCAAAGAGGCCUUACAAUCUAUGAUGAAAUAUUAUAUACAUCAGAUGACAACUGAAGGAAGAAAGAACGAAGAAGUUGAUAGAAGCUGGGAGGAACUUUUGUGCAAUUUUAAUGACAUUCUCAUUAAACAAAAUUAUGAUUAAAUAAAAUUAAUUUGGUUGUGAUAUAAUAAUAAAGUUUAGUUCAAUUUAGUGAUGCCUAAAUAAGUUUUCCAACUGGAAAUGCUGGAAAAAAAGUUUCAAAAUAAUUUAUUAUGAAAGUUAUUGAAUUAAUUUUUAGCAAUAUUAUGUUAAUUAAAAAAGGUGCAAUAUUUUUAAAGGAAAUCUAUUCUGUGAAUUAAAUUUAGUCUUAUAUAAUAUUUUCACACGAUUUAAACUUUCCAGUUGGAUGCCGUCAUGUUUGUAAAAAUAUGUAUAAGGAUUGAGUUUCUUUUAUGAAAAAGAUAUUAAUUUAUUUUAUAAAACUUUCUAACAUUUAAAGU